CGACAAGUCGCGAAUCGGCUCGCACGACUGGACAUGAGCUCGCAUGUGACGCCGUCGGCGGAGGCAGAUGGCGUUGUUGCCGUCGACCGCACCGAGGACAUUUCACCGCCAUCGGCGUCUCCAGCGCCUGUGACGGCGGCACUGGACGUGACGCACAAGGUGUACUGCCAAGGCGAGAGCUGCAAAACGCAGUGGCACCCAGUCGCUCUGGACCCGACAAAAGCUUUGCACGUCAAGGGCUCGUCCAAGUCCUACUGCGCCAGCUGCUUCAGCAAGCUUCCGGGCAAGCCAGAGCCCUCCCCGGUCCGCCGAGCGUCCGCCGUGUCUUCGUUCAUGUACCCGAACCGCGACGUCAAGUUGCACAAGUAUGCGAAUAUCAUCAAGGACUCGCGCGACCACGUCGGCUUUCUCAGCGUCAUUGUCAUCUUUUGGCCGCUCACGUGGGGUUACUUUGCCAUCAAGCUUCGUAAGCUACCGUUGCCAGCGCCAUCGUACGCGCCAGGCGCACGCGAUCGAUUGCAUUGGGUCAUGGCUGCCGUCUCGCACCUCCAGUGCGCUUGCUGCUGCGCGUACAUCUGGUUCAUCUAUGUGGCUAUCGUUCAAAGCUGCUACUACGGAGCUCAAGCGUGGUUCUGGGCACUUCUCGAAGUCUACACCAUCUAUUUUCUACUUCUCAACAUCAUUUACGUGGCUUCGCCCAUAAUUCCCUCCGCCCACGAGCCCAACAUGCGUCCUUCACCAAAUGCGGAUCCGCUCAAAGCGACGAUCAACCACAAGUCAUUUGCAUCGGGCGCGUUGAUGCAUCGCGAAAAUGCUCUUCUUGUUCGCCUGCUGCAAGCUGUCGUGCUCACGAUCGUGCCCAUCUGCGGCGUCGGCUACGUCGAGCACCUCUUUGCCUCCUUGCCCAAUACGUAUUUGGUUGCCAAGGCCGGGAACGAUGUCGACGCGCUCAUCUUUACAGAUGCCGACGGUCAGCCGCUGCCGGAAAACCCUGCACCCGGCGUGUUUGCUGCUCGGGUCAACGGCCACUGGCUUUUGCGAGCCUACCAAGUGGGGCUCUUUGUGGUCAUUCACCUCGCCGUUGCCUUGAACGUUUGGCUCAUGCUGUCGUGGGUCACGCACGCGUGGCCGUCGCAGCGCUUCUUCAUCCCGCUGGACGCGUUGAUCCAGCUGCCCUCCAACGUCCACUACACCGUAUCUGGUACGAUGACUGAUAUCUGUCACCCAACCGACGACGGAGCGUUCCUCGCUGUGUGGAACUUGGUCAUCAAACCAACGCCAAGUGUCACGAACGGGCUUCCGACGCUCUUACUGGCGUUCGUAUCUCCGACCCAAGAGCCCGUCUAUUUCACGGACCUUGCCGUCGGGACGCUUCGGCUCGUGGCGCAAGACUUGUAUUCCAUGUCGGUACGUCCAGCCAUCAACCAGCACGACGUGACGCUGCGUGCGUCAUUCCGCAACGUCUCGACCUGCAGUGACAUGGCCGCGCUGCGAGUGAAUGCAACAACGUCGUACACGGAACUGUCACUUCGGGACCGUUUGGCGGACGCACCGCACGGGCUGGCACCGCUGCCAAUGUUUUUUCUGGUGAAAUACUGCUUUCAAAUGUAUGUGGUCGCCGGCAUUGUCGGGUACUCGUCGCUACAGAUUUUGGCGCUCUGGCUCCAAUUCGACUCGCUUACACGGCCACCCGACGACGACGACAACGCAGCUCGCCCGACCAAGAAAACAAAGUCGCAAAAGAAACACCAUGUGGAUCUGACGCUGCACCAGAAUCUGAAUGUCUGGUACAAAUUGCGCUGCCGUGUGCUUAAGGUCGUUGCUGUCUACACGCAGUUUGUGUCGGCGCUCAUGUCGAUUGCGCUCGUUCAACUUGCGGUUGCGGUCACGGGUCUCGUCAUCUACUGCGUCAGCGGUGUCGCACCACUACCUGGCUACUAUCUGCUGAUUUUGACGCUGCUGGGGUCGCUCUCGAUGCUCGCCUUUUUGUUGCCAUUGGCCAAAGCGCUCGACAUUCAAGCCAAUCACGAGUCGAUGCUCCACGCCUUGCUCUUGCGACUGCACUCGGAGCGCGACAAGCGAGAGACCGAAGACCGACUAGCUCUUGUUUCGUGCUUGACGCGGCUCAUCGAAAAGGUCGGGUACAACGACGACCGGAUUUGUUUUUGGGGCGUCGAGCUCUCAACUGCACGGCUAUUUGGGCUCGCAUUCUCGAUCGGGUCGGGCUUAUCAGUGGUCUUUUCGCGCAAGGUAGGCCACAGCUGGUCGGAUCCCCUGCAUGACACGUAAUGUAACAAAAACAAUUACAGUGUAUAUAACUAUUUGAUAAUGGCGCCCAUUUGCACGAAAA
Molecule: messenger RNA, 2350 nt
Organism: Saprolegnia diclina VS20
Lineage: Eukaryota; Oomycota; Saprolegniomycetes; Saprolegniales; Saprolegniaceae
Exons: 1
Coding region: 34-2289 (751 amino acids)
Source: RefSeq, a predicted model, not a curated record